Molecule: messenger RNA, 1860 nt
Organism: Strongylocentrotus purpuratus (purple sea urchin)
Lineage: Eukaryota; Metazoa; Echinodermata; Echinoidea; Camarodonta; Strongylocentrotidae
Exons: 5
Coding region: 218-721 (167 amino acids)
Source: RefSeq, a predicted model, not a curated record
UUUCCUUCGUCUGCUCAAAUCACGUGAUGUAUUUCAAUUGAACAUGCAAAUAGCGCGCUCGCGCGAAUCGGUUUUAGGUUUCGAGUAAGAUGGGAAGCAAGAAAUUAACCAUUCUCUGCUAGAUUCUGUCCUAGACAAGUCGUUUUGAGAUAUUUACUUAGCUUUUGCUUCGUUCGCCUAGCUUGCUUUGAACCACUGUUAUUUCACUUGUGUAAUAAUGGUCUUUUACGGCAACAAGUUCACCGGGAACUGUGUGAUGAAUACCCUGGAGGGUACUCGUUGUAGGAGGAAGGCACCCCGGCCUGUUGAUGAACCGGAUGAGUGCUGGCAACACCGACAACAGCCAGCCGAGGUCCAGUGCUCUGCACAUAUUGGGCUUCAUGGGAAUGGCAGACGUUGCAGCCGGCGUGGACGUCACUCGCUAGACGAAAACGCUGUUGAACUCUACUGCACGCAACACGUCAACAAGUUGCAUCGCGAGAACGGUCGUGCGGAGGUCGUUCCUGCUCAUCGCCAACAGCAGGAUGAACAGCGUAGGAGGGCGGAGGAGCGUGAGCAACUCCACCCGAGACGAAGGUCACCGCGUCUGGUAGAGCGAGAGAUCGCAGCUGCCGCCGCUGUUCAACUCGCCGCGGAGAGAGAGCAACGUCGUGCCGCCAAUCGGGCAAACCAGAACCUGCGGAGGUCGGCCCGGAUUGCCGCGAGGCGAGGCAAUGUGUGAUUAUAGCCUGGACUGAUUCGCAGAAGCAGCAGGGGGGAGACCGAGGGGGGAUACUGGGUCGAACACUGCUGAGGUUCUCGGGACGUAAACGCCUUGCUAUAGGAGUAGUAGGGAGGAAGCCGAGACGGGUAGUGCAUGGUCACUCAAAACCAGACCCGCUGUACUAUCGUAGUCAAGAAAGACUGGGUGUGGUCAGUCGAGGUAGACGCCGGAGGCCAUUCCCUUUCUUUGACCGCCUGUAAAUUAUUCCAAGAAGAUCAGGCCUCACCGUGGGACGCGCACACACGUCGUAAGUAUGCAGGUAUUUCAAUGUCUACCUUGUGAUAAUAUAUUCCUACUCACCAGAUCAGUUUACCCAAUACCUCCUAAUAUAAGUCAUGUAUACUUCUGAGGUUUGACAUGUAGGUUAUUACAUUGAGAAUUUGUGAAUAUUUGGCUGAAAAUCUUUUUUAAUAUACGUUAUAUUGUUAUAAGGGUUCAGAAGUUGUCUUUUUUUGUAAGUUUAGUUAUUGGUUUUGCAAUCAUCCAUCUCAUAAAAGUAGUUGUACUGAUAUUUCAAUGUGUAUUAUUUAUUGUUAUAAAAUUUAGUGUUGAGUUUAUAAAGGUUAAGCUUAAAUUAUUAAUAUGACCUACUCGGUGAUUAAUGAGCAAUGUGUAAUUUAAAAUGUGUUCAAUUGACCUAUGCUUUAUGUACUGUAUAUAGUUGUUAGCCAUGUGAAGUAAAAAUUCCACGUAAUGUGGACAAUAAAACAAAUCAACAAAUCAAAUCAAUGUAUCUUGUUGUAAGAGCUAGACUUGGCAGGAGCUGUCCAAUUACCCAGUUUGUAAUUAGCACCAAAUAACCACUAAAUAUAUAUCUGAACAUGGAGAGGCCUAAUAGGGAUUGUAGAACUUGAGGAGUCACAUGAAUGCCAUUUAUCUCCAGUUAGAGAUGCAAAACUUUACCCGUGUAUCAUGAAAUACCAUACUGGUGCAUAAAAUAAAAUGAAUGUUUGAACAUGUAUCCAAUAUUUUUCUCAAUUUGCACAUUUUUUAAAACCAAAUUUUCAAACUGCAAUUACAAACUGGCCUAUUAUAGGAUGUGUACUGAUAAUGUACUUGUAGACAGAAUGUUCUUUCAUGUGGAAUGCACGAAAGAA